GUGGAGGUUGUGAAAAGAGAGCCAAAGUAGGAAAGUUGCACCGGAGAUGUAAGUGAGCAGCUGUGCAUGGUCUUGAGAAUGACAUCAACCCAUGUUGCCUGAAAGUUAAGCCAGUAGUGCUGAUGAAUGGACUACACAUUGAGCAUUGUUGGAGAAAAGAAUCAUUUUUACUUUUGUUGAAUUUUAUGAUUCUGUUGGUACAUAGGAGGAACAAGCAUUUUGAUGGAAAUGCUUAGGUCAUGGAACAGUGAUGGUGAAAUUGUGUUGUUAUCCGGGAAGUCGUUUAGCCUUAUUCUCAGGUAUGGUGAACACCCACAAACAUCCUGUGUGGUAUGUUGCCUGCUGUAAUGUGUUGCUGCAUAGUUUGUGGUCCUUUACAAGGUAAAUAGUUGCUGAUUUUUUUUUUUAAUGUCUACUUUUAAUUUUAUUAUGAAACUAGGGAUGUUUACUGCCACAUGUCUACACCAAUCUCAAUCAACAGUAAAAAGAGAUCCUGGAAUCUGCAUUUCAAUUUAUGGAGUGUACAUGUCAAAAUUGUUCAUUAUGUGUGACCUAUAUAUUCUAACAUCUCUUUGCUAUUUUGUCAGUGACUCAGGUGAUCCCACAAAGUUUAGAUUGGUUUUGUCCGCUGACGCCUGAGCAUUCCAAGGAGAAGUUCAUACAUUGCUUCACCAAGGAAAACAAGAAGUGAAUAAGGGGAGGCAUAAUAUAAUAUUUGAAGAUGGGGAUGGGUAUUUGAAGAUGGGGAUGUGUACGCCACUCGCGUUGUGAAAUGACGAAUGUACCCUCUCCCUUCGACCCAGCCUCGGCACCGAUGAUGGCAUUCCUGUUAUUUUCUGUCUCUCUCAGGGACAGUUGCUCAUGCCGGCAUGGAGUCUAACAGGAUGCGCGAGAGGCCGUGUCGUCCUCAAAAGGCUACCACCGCCGCGUUCGAUCGCUCCCCCCGCCCCCCCCUUCGGCUGCUUCGUUGCCAAGACAGAGUGCAUUAGGAGGGCAAAAAGGAGGACGAGAGAGAGAGAGAGAGAUUGGAAUCAUUGCUCAGUCUGGUUCUUGUAGAUCGGUACACGAUGUCUCGCGAUCCCAAUCCGUUCGACGAAAUGGACGUGAACCCGUUCGCGACUUCAGCUGCUUCUGGAUCUAAUUCUCGCCUUCCUACACUGGCAUCAAAAGCCUUUGGAUUUGGUAACAAGAAUGACGCGACAGUGGACAUACCAUUGGACACAGAUGCAAAGAAAAGGGAGAAGGAACUCGCCACAUGGGAAGAGAACCUGAAAAGGAGGGAAAUGGACAUUAAACGAAGGGAGGAUGCAUUGACAAGAGCUGGUGUCACUAUUGAGGAAAAGAACUGGCCACCGUUUUUUCCUAUCAUUCAUCAUGAUAUAGCCAAGGAAAUUCCAGUGCAUGCUCAGAGGUUGCAAUACUUGGCAUUUGCUAGUUGGUUAGGAAUUCUCCUCUGUCUUUCAUGGAAUGUUAUUGCUGUGAUUGUUUGCUGGAUUAAAGGGGGAGGUGUGAAGAUCUUUUUCCUUGCAAUUAUCUAUGCUUUGCUUGGAUGUCCUCUUUCAUAUGUGCUUUGGUACAGACCUUUGUACCGUGCAAUGAGGACUGAUAGUGCACUUAAGUUUGGGUGGUUUUUCCUAUUCUACCUGAUCCAUGUUGGUUUUUGUAUCCUUGCUGCCAUUGCUCCUCCGAUUGUGUUCCAUGGGAAGUCAUUAACGGGAAUCCUUGCAGCAAUUGAUACCUUUUCAGAUCAUGCAUUGGUUGGGAUCUUCUACCUGGUUGGCUUUGGUUUGUUUUGCUUAGAGACACUAAUAAGCUUGUGGGUACUUCAGAGAGUUUAUAUGUACUUCAGAGGGCACGAGUGACGAUGCAAGGUUAGCCACUUUCCAGUGCGAAAGUUCCGGACAACCAAUAUGAUACAUGGACAGAGAAAUCUCUUCGACUCUUUUCCAUUACGGCGUAUUAUUAGGUGGUGUAUAAUAAUAUAUAUUGUGGAAUUUAUUGUUCUAGUUUUCACAGUUUCUUUCCUCUUGGGAGCCCAUCUUUCAUCCUACUUGAUAUUUUUCAGUAUUUUGUAUUAUUCAUGAUGUUAGUCUGUUAAAUAUGUUA
Musa acuminata AAA Group (dessert banana) is the source of this 2106-nucleotide messenger RNA. Its product is annotated as secretory carrier-associated membrane protein 4-like. Gene Ontology annotation, cellular component: recycling endosome membrane; trans-Golgi network membrane. NCBI's taxonomy places the organism in Eukaryota, Viridiplantae, Streptophyta, Magnoliopsida, Zingiberales, Musaceae. The transcript is spliced from 13 exons. The record is from RefSeq and is a predicted model, not a curated record. The coding region runs from base 1068 to 1862 and encodes 264 amino acids. Gene Ontology annotation, biological process: protein transport.